This is a messenger RNA of Ruditapes philippinarum (Manila clam), 1062 nucleotides long. RefSeq names its product germ cell nuclear acidic protein-like. The record is from RefSeq and is a predicted model, not a curated record. The transcript is spliced from 2 exons. NCBI's taxonomy places the organism in Eukaryota, Metazoa, Mollusca, Bivalvia, Venerida, Veneridae. Bases 1 to 1062 code for a protein of 353 amino acids.
AUGUCAGUGAUGGACAAACUGAUGACAGUGAUGUACCAACUGAUGUCAGUGAUGUACCAACUGAUGUCAGUGAUGUAUCAAGUGAUUGAUGUACCAACUGAUGUCAGUGAUGUACCAACUGAUGUCAGUGAUGUAUCAAGUGAUGUCAGUGAUGUACCAACUGAUAUCAGUGAUGUACUGACUGAUUUUAGUGAUGUACCAACUGAUGUCAGUGAUGUACCAACUGAUGUAAGUGACGUACCAACUGAUGUCAGUGAUGGACCGACUGAUGUCAGUGAUGUACCAACAGAUGUCAGUGAUUUACCAACUGAUAUCAGUGAUGUACCAACAGAUGUCACUGGUGUACCGACUGAUGUCAGUGAUGUAACAACUGAUGUCAGUGAUGUACCAACUGAUGUUAGUGAUGUACCAACCGAUGUCAGUGAUGUACCAACUGAUGCCAGUGAUGUACCAACUGAUGUCAGUGACGUACCAACUGAUGUCAGAGAUGUAACACUCGAUGUCAGUGAUGUACCAACUGAUGUCAGUGAUGUAUCAACUUAUGUCAGUGGUGUACCAACUGAUGUCAGUGAUGUAUCAACUGAUGUCAGUGAUGUACCAACUGAUGUCAGUGAUGUACCGACUGAUAUCAGUGAUGUACCAACUGAUGUCAGUGAUGUACCGACUGAUAUCAGUGAUGUACCAACUGAUGUCAGUGAUGUCCCAACUGAUAUCAGUGAUGUACCAACUGAUGUCUGUGAUGUACCGACUGAUGUCAGUGAUGUACCAACUGAUGUCAGUGAUGUACUAACUGAUGUCAGUGAUGUAUCAACCGAUGUCAGUGAUGUACCAACUGAUGUCUGUGAUGUACCGACUGAUGUCAGUGAUGUAUCAACUGAUGUCAGUGAUGUACCGACUGAUAUCAGUGAUGUACCAACUGAUGUCAGUGAUGUACCGAAUGAUGUCAGUGAUGUACCAACUGAUGUCAGUGAUGUACUAACUGAUGUCAGUGAUGUAUCAACUGAUGUCAGGGAUGUACAGAAUGAUGUCAGUGGUGUUUCAAGAAAGAAAAGCCUUUCAUAA